AUGCCCAGAGUCGGAGCACAAUUCUGUCGGUUGCAGUGCAUACUACCACACCAACAUGCUGUCUUCACACUGCAUGCACGCCUCAGAUCUGGAUCAGCACGUUCACUUGCACCAAAGCCUACUGCGCCUGCUCGCAAGCACCCAACACCAGACAACACUACCAUGCAAAGGAAGAUCCGUCCUAAGAUUGACUCCGCGAGGAAAGCAUCGCUUGUUUUGAACUCACUCCGCAAAUCUGUUCAAUCGCCGGACGUCAAAACGAAUGUCCAAUCACCUACACGAAGUCCCGUUUUCGAUCCUCUCAAUUCCCCAAUUCAAGAUGAAGAACCAGCCGGGUCUGGAAGUAUUAAGCAGUCCGAAAAAGGCCAAGUGGAGGAACCAGAGACCAUCGAGAUCUCGGAAAAGGAACUGGCAAUCCAAAUGCGCAUCGCCGAAAGGAGGAGGAAAGUCUUGUGGCCCGGCAUAUGGACUCUAUUCGCACUGGCUGGCACGUAUGGCACCCUCGCCUAUCUGGACGUCAAAAAUGGGAUACCGAGCUCGGAUGGCAGUCACCUUCCCGAACGCGCGCAACUUCCUCAGACCUGGUAUCUCACGCCUACUGUUAUUCGCGAAGGCAUCGUGGCUGGCUGGAGGGAACUCGACAGCCUCACGAUUGGCAUAGUCGUGGCGAGCGUUGCGAUACAUCUGCUGAAGAGGUCUCCUCUCCCGAUCUGGGAGAAGCUAAUCCACGUGACAGGCGAAGCAAAAUGGACAGCUUUCACAUACCCUCUUCUCAACUCGAACUGGACGCAUCUUGCAUUGAACAUGGCAGCGCUGGUCUGGCUCCUUCCGGGCGUCGUACACUACUUCGACGGCGAUCUCUUCCAUACAUCAGCAUUCUUGGUCAGCGUGCCGCUCAUCACGAGCUACCUGACGCACUUUGCAUACCGCUUCAACAUGACACAGGCCCUCGUUUUAAACGUUGGAGCUAGCGGUGCUAUUUUCGCUGCCUUUGGUGUCUAUUGCAUCGCAUAUGCGAAGGAGAAGCUCUGGGUGCCGACACUCUUCGUGUUGAGACUGGACGCAAGGGAAUGGGGUCUGAUGUUCGUCCUGUACCAGGCGUACAACAUGAUGCAAGCAUCGAAAAGCGGUAACAGGCCUGCGUUCCUGGUCCAUCUGAUCAGUUUCGCGCUUGGAAUGGCCUACGCUCACUUCAAUUUAAAGCACCAUCUGUGGAUCCCACUGGUAUCGGAGAUCUCGAGUACGCAGAAGUCAAGCAAUGAGACUGAGAAAUAA
This is a messenger RNA of Didymella exigua CBS 183.55, 1275 nucleotides long. RefSeq lists its product as uncharacterized. The transcript has 2 exons. Gene Ontology annotation, cellular component: membrane. NCBI's taxonomy places the organism in Eukaryota, Fungi, Ascomycota, Dothideomycetes, Pleosporales, Didymellaceae. The record is from RefSeq and is a predicted model, not a curated record. Gene Ontology annotation, molecular function: serine-type endopeptidase activity. The coding region runs from base 1 to 1275 and encodes 424 amino acids.